Messenger RNA from Motacilla alba alba, 5006 nucleotides. RefSeq names its product LanC like 2 (gene LANCL2). Lineage: Eukaryota; Metazoa; Chordata; Aves; Passeriformes; Motacillidae. The transcript is spliced from 9 exons. Bases 794 to 2164 code for a protein of 456 amino acids. Gene Ontology annotation, cellular component: plasma membrane. Gene Ontology annotation, biological process: peptide modification; carbohydrate metabolic process. The record is from RefSeq and is a predicted model, not a curated record.
GGGCGGUAGCCGAGGACCGCGUCUCUGCCUCUCGCCGGGGCUGGCCGGGGACCGGCGCGCCGGGCGCGGGGGCUGCCGGCGGAUGAGCGCGGCCCGGCGGCGGCUGCGGAUGAGCCGGGCGAAGGAGCUGGUGGCGUACUGCCUGUUCCUGGGGCUGUCCGUGCCCCUCCUGCUGCUGCUGCCGCUCCUCUGAGAUGCGCCGGGCGGCGGCUCGCCCCCGCCGCGGGGGGACGGGCGGGAGGAGCUGGCGGCAGCCCCGCUCCGCCGCCCGGCGUGCGGCCGGCGGCAGCGGCAGCCCGAGGCACUGACGCUCCGGCGGGGGAGGAUGAGGCGCUGGAACGAGCUUUGCAGCCGUGCCACCCAGCCUGCGCCGGCGGGCGGGCUGCCUCUUCCCGCGGGGGGGCCCGGCUGCGGCCCCGGCCGCGCUCUGCCCCUGUAGAGGCUGCGAUGCCGCCGCGCUCGCCGCUCCCGCGCCUCGGGUGACAGGCACGCCGAGCAGAGCCGCGGCCUCGCAGCUUUCCCUUUCGCCUUCCAAAGUUGGGCUUCGGUGGCUCGGGGUCGGGGCGGCGGCGCCUCCACCCUGGAGCGGCCCCGAUGGGCCCGCGGCCGCAGACCGUGUCACCGCGGCCGCCCUCCUGACCCAGCCCCCGCGCCCGCGGGACGGCUGCUGUAGCCGGGGGCGGCUGUAGCCGGGGGCGGCCGCGGCGCUCGCGUUGCUGCAAAGCCGCUCUGCGGGGCGGAGUGUGUCCCCGCCGGCUCGCCGUGCGGGGAGGCGGGCCGGGGGCCGGCUGAGAUGGGAGAGAGCAUGUCCAAGAGGCUGAAGCUGCAGCUGGGCGGUGAAGCGGAGAUGGAGGAGCGGGCUUUCGCCAACCCCUACCCCGACUACCAGCCCCAGGGAGCCGUGGCAGCCACCAGCGCGGCGGACGCCCACCGGGACAGGGCGCUGCAGCCGCCGGCGGAGGAGGAGUCCCUCCCCUUCGGCGCCGAUGGGAAGGUCAAUGCUCGGUUCUCAAAACGGAUCCAGGCAAAAAUCAAGGACCUUCUGCAACAAAUGGAGGAAGGGCUGAAGACAGCAGAUCCACAUGACUGCUCUGCCUAUACUGGCUGGACUGGUAUUGCCCUCUUAUAUCUGCAACUAUACCGCGUCACGAAAAACCAGAGCCACUUGCAGCGAUCUCUUGAUUACGUGAAGAGAAUCCUUCGCAAUCUGAAUGGCAGGAGAGUUACUUUCCUCUGUGGUGACGCUGGGCCAUUGGCAGUGGGUGCAGUGGUUUACCACAAGCUGAAAAACAGCAGUGAGUCUCAAGAAUGUGUUGCCAAGUUGUUGCAACUCCAAAGGACAGUCAUCAGCACAGAUUCCGAACUUCCAGACGAGCUGCUCUAUGGCAGAGCAGGUUAUCUGUAUGCCUUGCUGUACCUGAACACUGAAAUCGGUCCAGACACUGUCCCACAGUCUGUUAUCAAAGAGGUAAUAGAUGCUAUUAUUGAGUCAGGGAAAAACUUCUCGAAGGAGGAGCGGAAAACAGACCGUUGUCCUCUGUUGUACCAGUGGCACAGGAAGCAGUAUGUUGGAGCAGCCCAUGGGGUGGCUGGGAUCUAUUACAUGCUCAUGCAGCCCAUUGCAAAUGUGGACCAGGAGACCCUGACAGAGCUGGUGAAACCAAGCAUUGACUACGUGCGUCAUAAAAAAUUCCGAUCUGGGAAUUACCCAUCGUCGCUGAGCAAUGAGACUGACAGGCUGGUUCACUGGUGCCAUGGUGCCCCUGGAGUCAUCCACAUGCUCAUGCAAGCUUAUAAGACUUUUAAAGAGGAUAAAUACCUGAAAGAUGCUAUGGAUUGCAGUGAUGUCAUCUGGCAGAGAGGUUUAUUGAGAAAAGGGUAUGGGAUCUGCCAUGGUACUGCUGGCAAUGGCUACUCCUUCUUGUCUCUCUAUAACCUAACUCAGGACAGAAAGUACCUCUACCGAGCUUGCAAGUUUGCUGAAUGGUGUUUGGAGUAUGGUGCACAUGGAUGUCGUAUUCCUGACCGACCUUAUUCCCUCUUUGAAGGUAUGGCUGGAGCUAUUCACUUCCUCUCAGACAUUACAGUACCGGAGACUUCCCAGUUUCCAGCGUUUGAACUUAGACCUCAAAGGAGGGAAAACAAAGUGGAACAGGACAGCUAAAACCAUCAUCUUGAAAGGAAACUGAUGCCAAAAGAGAUGAGACUGUUUUGUGCCUCUGAUAGCGAAUGAACUUGACGCUGAACUGACAGAUGGAUAAAGCCCUUUUCUCACCCCUCCUGCCCCAAAGGACCAUGAAGUCAUUAAGAGCAUGAACAGGAGAAGCGACACUUAAGUUCUGUUAAAGUGACACCUUCAGAUGUAGGACCAGAGAAGUCAAGUUUUGAACUUUCUCUUUUCUGUUGUAUUUGUCUUCUUCAGGUCUUUGCCAUGCUCUGCACGUUUAUUGGUGUUGUGUGUUGAUCCGAGUCUUUUGUUGUUAGCCAAAAGCUGGUCUCCGUGUGAAUCUCUGUCCUGUACCUUCGUGCAUGACUCACAAGAGCAGUGUUGCUUUCUGCAGCGUGGUUACCCGUAGAGAGAGUUCGCUGCAGGACGGUGCCCAGCUUCACUGGUGUGCUGGCAGCUCUACAAAGAGAUGAAAAACGUUUCUGUGUUCAUUUUUUCCUGCCUUUUUCUCCACAGUCCUUACAAGCUAGGCUGGUGGAGAUCAGCCUGUUUUGAUGAAGAGGCAUGAGGCCAUUUCCAUUUUCAGAAAGUUAGCAGGUUGGAAGGGAUCUGACUUGUCUUUUGCUGCUGUUGUGGGAGGCUUCUUUGAAAGUCUGAAAGAGAGGUUCCCUUUGAUACCUGCAGCUGGUUAGUGUGUUAGGUGCUUAUAGCAGGGUGGAGAUGCUUUUCCCCACUGCUGCAAAGCCCCAUGAGCUCACGCCAUGCCAUGAGCUUAAACUGCAGGUGGAGUCACUCAGACUAACCUCCCCCUGCCACCAACAGCAGAACCUGAACAGCAUAACUGCUUCUCCUUUCUUAGACCUCGAUUUGGAAUAAACCUCUCCUGCAGCAUCUCAUACACAGAUGAGCAAGGGAGGGUGCCUCCCCUCCCAAGUAGUAGUACAGGAGUGAUAAAUAAAGCUUUUGGAAGCUGCAGAGGAUUAUUGAGCAAUAUGAAGCCAUUGCUAGGGGUUGUAAUUGAAGUAUAUUUAAUCUUCAAAUCCACACAGAAAAGGCUCUUUUCCCAUAGUCUUCAAUGCUGCUAGGGCUUUUCUUCCCCCUGUAGUGUGGUGGGGUUGUGAAAUACCAGACUUGCCUCCAGGUGCUCCUGAGUAUCAGGCCAUUGGUUUGGGAGAACACAUGUACUCUUAGAGCAGGCUUAUGUGUCCAGGUAGUACCUGAAGUGUAGCGCACUCCCAGUCACUCAGGCUCUGUGGUCAUCCUCCCCCAGGUCUCCUUGUGCUCUUGUCAGUCAGGUGCUGAUUUUAAUUGGUAUCUUCUGUCAGGUGCAAGUGUGACAGAUGGCACAGUUUGACCUUUUGGGCUCACAUUGGGACAUCUGUGACCUGUGGGCCAUCUGCUGAGUGCCAGUGUAUGACGUUGGGCUUGGAGAUGCAUUGUUGCUCUUGCAUAAAUCGGUCUUGAUUUGUCACCUUGCAGGUGACUUCCUUGAGCACAUUCCAGUGUCCGUUGCCAAAUCCCUUGUGAUGUUAAUAAUUUCCCCAUUCAGUUCUGCUGGACAGCAGCAGCAGUGUAAGUGCACAAACAGCUUAACAUCACAGUGUAGCAGCUUCUCUGCUGGUUUGUCAGGGAGGAUUAAAACAUGGGAGCAGCAGAAGAGACUUCUCCACCCCUCUGGCAAAGGCAGAAGGUGAUAUGAGAGCAACAAACCCAGCUGCAUCUCUACAGCCAGAGAUUGGGGAAAAUGCUGAAAGGCAGUGGGAAUGGGGAAUGCUGCAUGGCAAGCAGCUGGGCUGAAGCAAACAGGAGCAGAGCAGAAAAGUGAGGAACAGAAGGAGUUAUUCACGUGAGGGAUUAGUGAGAAACAGGAAGAGCUGAUCGUGGAGGCAACGUGUAGUGUACCAGCAGAAACAUCUCGAUGAGAGAUUCCUCCAUGCCAAGAGCUAACUCUGUUUCUUUCUUCAGCCUGUGGAUCCCUCAUCCUGCCCAUAGAGAAGCCAGGAAGGAAACUUGGCCAGGAAGUCUGAGAGAAAUGCUAACAGAGGUAGAUGCCAGCUCAGAGCAUGUUGGGUGUGUUAACAGACUCACCACAUUUACAGGAACUGCCUGCAAACACUGGUCACCCUGGCAAAUCCCAAGCCUCUGUUGUAUGGACUGUUUAACUAGGUAGGUUUUUCAUUUAGUGAUUAUAUGCAUAUUGGUCUUGGCUACUGUGCUUGGAAUGCCUCCUGUGGGAGGUGAGUUUGGCUGGCUGGGGCCUGAAGGGAAUUCAAACCUGCUAGUUUUAAAAAUACACAGAUAUAUACACACUAAGAACAGCUGAAUGCCGAGCAGAUCCCCAAGAUGCUGCAGUGUACCUGUCAAGCUAAUGAGCAAGUCAGCUACCUGCUCUUCCGUACCAUAGCCAGCCUUCUGCCAUGGUGGGGCCUGGCACCAUCUUUCUCUGCAGAAUCCUCUCCCAACUGAGUAGGACUGGAAAUGUAUCGAGCUGGGAAGUGUCUUGACAGUGCAUCUGCCUCAUCUUCCUGACGUGACUUUCCCCGUGGCUCCUUUCUGUUCGUCACAGCAUUGUGAUAUCUAGGUGGCCCCUUAAGGAAAGAUAGGGUGUGAAGGUGAAAAAGUGCAUUUCACCAAGGCAUUGUCUUCAGAAAUGACAUCAAACUACAAAUGUAGAAAAUGUCUUAAUAAUCCCUGGUUUGCUUUGUCCGUGUGUUAUUAAACCUGUUGCAAAAAGCAGUAGUGUUAAAAAUGGAAAUGCUCUUUGGGCAGAAAAAGAGGAAAAUAUGCUGAUGUUUUGUUCUUUGGCUUUAUUAGUAAAGAUCAAGCUAUGUGGUGGUAA